UCAGUUACCAUCUGAACUAAGAUGUCUCGUUUAGAAGCUAAGAAGCCAUCGUUGUGUAAAAGUGAACCACUAACAAGUGAGCAAGUCAGGGCCACACUUCCUGUCCUGAAAGGACUCUUGAUGUCAUGCUACGGCCCUUCAGGGAGGCUGAAACAGCUGCACAACGGCCUUGGCGGCUCUGUAUGCACAACCUCACAGUCGGCAGCCCUGCUGGCUAACCUUCCUGUCACCCACCCCAUUCUGAAGAUCCUGACAACUUCCGUGAGGAAUCACGUAUCAUGCUUCAGCGACUGUGGCUUAUUCACAGCCAUUCUUUGCUGCACCCUGAUUGAAAAUGAGCAGAGAGUGGGCCUGACACCUACCACUGUUAUUAAAUUAAAUAAGCAUCUUUUGAGCCUCUGUACCAGUUACCUCAAGUCCGAGGUCUGUGGUUGUCGGAUUCCAGUGGACUUUAGUAGGACGCAGAUCCUCCAUUGUUUGGUGCAUAGCAUAGUAAGAAGUAAACCUGCCUGUAUGCUCACCAGAAAGGAAAUAGACCACAUCAGUGCUUUGAUUCUGAGAGCCUUUUUGCUUACAAUUCCCGAAAACACCAAAGAGCACCUCAUUUUAGGAAAGAGUUUAAUUGUGCCUUUAAAAGGGCAGAGUGUUACAGACUCUACUGUAUUACCUGGAAUACUUAUUGAAAUGUCAGGUGUUCAGUUGAUGAAGAUACUACCUAUCACAAAGCCAGAUGCCCUCAAGGUGGCACUCUUCUGUACAUCGUUAUCUGGAGAUCUGUCUGAUACUGGAGAAGGAAGUGUUUUGGUCAGUCCUGGGGUUUCUCUUGAAAAUGCAGCCCUGGAUCAGUUGCUUAACCUAGGAAGGCAGCUAGUUAGUGAUAAUGUAGAUCUCAUCUUGUGCCAAAAAGUUAUUCACCCAUCUUUGAAACAGUUUCUCAGUGUGCAUCGUGUUAUUGCCAUAGACAGAGUUGGGGCAGCUCUGAUGGAACCCCUGAGUAAAAUGACAGGAACACAACCUAUUGGUUCUCUAGCCUCAAUCUCUCCUAGUAGUUACGGAAGUGUGAAAGAUUUGUGCAUGGCAAAGUUUGGCUUGAAGCACUUUUUCCAUCUCAUUCCUAAUGAAAUGACUGUCUGCAGCUUGCUCCUCUGCAGCAGAAAUGACACUGCCUGGAAGGAGCUGAAGCUUGUAUGUCAAACAGCACUGCACGUUUUGCAGUUAACAGUCAAGGAACCAUGUGUUUUGUUGGGAGGUGGCUGUACUGAAACUCAUUUGGCAGCAUAUAUCAGACACAAGACUUGUAACGAACCACAAAGCAUUCUCAAAGAUGAUGGAUGUACUCAAACAGAACUUAAGCUAAUUACUGAAGCCUUCUGCAGUGCGCUAGAAUCUCUCGCUGGCUCUUUAGAACAUGAUGGAGGUGAAGUUGUCACUGACAUGAAGUAUGGACACCUUUGGUCAAUUCAGGCAGAUUCUCCCUGUGUUGCUAACUGGACAGAUUUGUUUUCAAGAUGUGGCUGUGGACUAUACAAUAGCCAGGAAGAACUCAGCUGGUCCUUCUUAAGGAGUACUCGGCAUCCUUUUGCACCACAACCCUGCCUUCCACAGGAAGCUGCAAACUCAGCCAGUAACCUGAGCUUGGACUGCUUUACUGCUAAGCUUAGUGGCCUACAGGUGGCUGUGGAGACAGCCAAUUUGAUUUUGGAUCUUUCAUAUGUCGUUGAAGAUAAAAACUGAUGUAUGAUAAGUUUAACUGAUGCAAGAUAUGUUUAUAUUACAAAAAUAAAACUAGUAAGGUGUCAAUUAGGAGAAAUAUUGAGUGUAUUUGUUCUCUCCCGAAGGCCUGUUCUGCAUAUUUGGAUAGAUGAUUCAUAAAAUUAUAGGUUUACUCAUAUAAGGAAAGAAAGGUAUGAUUCUCGAAUAGAAAUACCACAGAGUAAUAACUAUGAAACAUUAUUAUUAAAGACAUUAUAGUUAUCUAGGGAUUCCACAUAAUAUACCACUGUAUAUUCUAAAUUUUUGUUGUUAUUUUGACAGCAUUCUAAGAAAUAAAAAAUUCUAAUUA
Molecule: messenger RNA, 2062 nt
Organism: Manis pentadactyla (Chinese pangolin)
Lineage: Eukaryota; Metazoa; Chordata; Mammalia; Pholidota; Manidae
Gene: MKKS
Product: MKKS centrosomal shuttling protein
Exons: 4
Coding region: 22-1734 (570 amino acids)
Biological process (GO): cilium assembly; chaperone-mediated protein complex assembly; protein folding
Cellular component (GO): kinociliary basal body; cytoplasm; nucleus
Molecular function (GO): ATP binding
Source: RefSeq, a predicted model, not a curated record